Cricetulus griseus (Chinese hamster) is the source of this 1148-nucleotide messenger RNA. It is a transcript of the gene B4galt5, whose product is annotated as beta-1,4-galactosyltransferase 5. The record is from RefSeq and is marked provisional. Gene Ontology annotation, molecular function: UDP-galactose:glucosylceramide beta-1,4-galactosyltransferase activity. Gene Ontology annotation, biological process: glycoprotein biosynthetic process; carbohydrate metabolic process. NCBI's taxonomy places the organism in Eukaryota, Metazoa, Chordata, Mammalia, Rodentia, Cricetidae.
CACAGUGAAUACCUACCUCUUCAUGGUGCAGGCUCAAAGCAUCUUGCUUCGGGACAAUGUGAGGACCAUUGGUGCCCAGGUGUAUGAACAGGUGGUCCGUAGCGCCUAUGCCAAGAGGAACAGCAGCCUGAAUGACUCUGAUUAUCCUCUGGACUUGAACCACAGUGAAGCCUUCCCCCCAACCACGACAUUUCUUCCUGAAGAUUUUACCUACUUUGCCAACCACCCUUGCCCAGAGAGGCUCCCUUCCAUGAAGGGCCCAAUAGACAUAAACAUGAGUGAGAUCAGAAUGGACGAUAUUCACGAGCUCUUCUCCAGAGACCCAGCCAUCAAGCUUGGAGGCCACUGGAAGCCUUCCGACUGUGUGCCUCGAUGGAAGGUGGCCAUCCUCAUUCCCUUCCGGAACCGCCAUGAGCACCUCCCAGUCCUCCUACGACACCUGAUCCCCAUGCUUCAGCGCCAGCGCCUGCAGUUUGCCUUCUAUGUGGUUGAGCAAGUUGGCACCCAGCCCUUUAACCGAGCCAUGCUUUUCAAUGUUGGCUUUCUAGAAGCCAUGAAGGACUUGGAUUGGGACUGCCUGAUUUUUCAUGAUGUGGAUCACAUACCUGAGAGUGACCGCAACUACUAUGGCUGCGGACAGAUGCCCAGGCACUUCGCAACCAAACUGGACAAAUACAUGUACCUGCUUCCCUAUGCAGAGUUUUUUGGUGGAGUGAGUGGCCUGACUGUAGAACAGUUUCAGAAAAUCAAUGGCUUUCCUAAUGCCUUCUGGGGCUGGGGCGGAGAAGAUGACGAUCUGUGGAACAGGGUACAAAAUGCAGGUUAUUCUGUGAGUCGGCCGGAAGGGGACACAGGAAAAUACAAGUCCAUUCCUCACCACCAUCGAGGAGAAGUCCAGUUUCUUGGAAGGUACGCUCUUCUGAGGAAGUCAAAGGAGCGGCAAGGGCUAGAUGGCCUCAACAACCUGAACUACUUUGCAAACAUCACAUACGACGCCUUGUAUAAAAACAUAACUGUCAACUUGACACCCGAGCUGGCUCAGGUGACUGAGUACUGAGAUGUGGAGAGAAGCUGUGUCCGCCUACCCACCAACCCCUCAGAAGCGCUGUGAUGCGCCAUCCUGGGGGUCAUCACAGAACGAGGACAGA